Phanerochaete carnosa HHB-10118-sp is the source of this 966-nucleotide messenger RNA. RefSeq lists its product as uncharacterized. The coding region runs from base 65 to 931 and encodes 288 amino acids. Gene Ontology annotation, cellular component: membrane. Lineage: Eukaryota; Fungi; Basidiomycota; Agaricomycetes; Polyporales; Phanerochaetaceae. The transcript is spliced from 9 exons. The record is from RefSeq and is a predicted model, not a curated record.
GUCCAUAGAGAGUGCAGAACCUCCAAGUUUAUCUGACCGCAAGUGCCGUAGUUAGUCCGCGAAAAUGCCGCCCGUGUUCUCGCGACUCCUUCCAGUUCUUACAAGCGCAUACACCCUGCAGACAGCUUUUGCUCUCUAUUUUGUUCCCAGAGCUAACGAAAAGUACUAUGACCUCGCAGGCGCAUUAGGUUUCUUGUCCACGACAUUUGUGUCCCUUUACUACCCCUCUCUGAAGACAAAGUUCUGGGAUCACAUGCCUGAUACGAUUUUGCCAGCACUCAGUACCUUUGCUCCAAGGCAGCUAUUGGCGACAGCUGCCCUGAGCAUGUGGUGCAUACGUUUAGGUACAUUCCUAGCCAUGAGAGCACUGAAAGCAGGUGGAGAUUCUCGAUUUGAUGAAGUGAAGCACCAGCCUGGCAAGUUUGCUGGUUACUGGAUGGCUCAGGCGACUUGGGUGUUCCUUGUCGGCCUGCCUGUCUAUCUGGUUAAUACCAUCCCGCCUGCGGCACACUCACCUUUGGGUGCCCGGGAUCAUCUUUCAGUCUCAAUCUUUACCGCCUCCUGGCUCCUUGAGAUCGUUGCUGAUCACCAGAAGACGGUCUGGCGGCGCGCUAAGGACAACAAAGAACACGAUGAGCAGUUUAUUAGCACCGGCUUGUGGAGUUUGAGCCGUCACCCCAAUUACGUCGGUGAAGUAUGCCUUUGGGUGGGUAUAUGGGCGUUGUGUUCGACGUCCUUGACUGCGCCUUACGUCCCCCGGUACACCUGGCUAUUCACCGCAGUCUCGCCCCUCAUGACCUACUUUUUGCUGAGGAAGGUUUCGGGAGUCCCACCAUUGGAGAAAGCUGGCGACAAAAGGUUUGCUGGCCCGAAAUGGGAUCAUUACAAGCGAACUGUCCCGAUCUUUUGGCCCUGGGGAGGGAUGUCCUGAGCGGCAGCUCUUUCGAUAUUUUGUACAGCGGGCUU